AUGUCUAGAGUCAUUCAAGAGAAGAAGCUAGGUGCAGGACGUGUUGUUGCAGUAGCCAUUGAAAACAACAAAACAAGCCAAUAUGCUGCUAAAUGGGCUGUUGAUAAUCUUCUUCCUAAAGAUCAACAUCUUUUGUUAGUUCAUGUUAGACAAAGAGUUUCUUCAAUUCCUACACCAAAUGGAAACCUUGUACCUGUUGAUGUCAAUGAUGAUGUAGCUAGAGCUUACAUGCAACAAAUGGAUAACGAAUCAAAAGAGCUUUUCUCUUCGUUUCGUGUCUUCUGCAAUAGAAAGAAUAUAGUGUGCAAAGAAGUCUUGUUGGAAGACUUGGAUAUAGCAAAGGGUAUCAUAGAAGGUAUUACAACAUAUUCCAUUGAGCUUCUUGUUCUUGGAUCACCAUCAAGGAGUGGUCUUGUAAGAAGAUUUAGGACAAGUGAUGUUCCUAGCAUUGUGUCGAAAGGAGCGCCUCCGUUUUGCACGGUGUACAUUAUAUCGAAAGGAAAAAUCUCAUCUGUGAAAACAGCUACUAGUCCUUUAACAGUGAAAGCCGUAGCGCGUAGAAAUGCUAUGCAGAUGCCACAAAAGCUGCAGCAAAGUCCUGAGAGAUUGGAUGUACAACAAUUAAUGCGAAACACCCCGAUACGGCCAGCAGCAGAGAAGCCAGCAUUACUUUCACGCCUUCAAGACGAAGAAGACGAAAUCAAAUCGCCAUUCGUGAGAGGCGCAAGACCAACUCACAGAUCGUACGAGUCCACGGUCAUUGACUCCGAUAUCUCCUUUGUGAGCAGCGGAAGGCCGAGUAUCGAUAGGAUGUUCCCUUCAAUGUAUGAAGAAAUGGACUCUGGAAGUGGAAUGACCCCUCGGCUUUCUGGAGGCUCGGAUUAUGAUAUCAGAAGCUUCGGUUCGUCUUACUCAGGUGCUAAGUCAAUUGAUCAUGACUAUUCAUUCUGUUCACAAGACAGUGGAAGGUCCGUGUCACCGCAACAAAUGGUAUCAAGCUCGGAUGAAGUAGAAGCUGAAAUGAGGAGAUUGAGGUUAGAGCUGAAGCAAACAAUGGAAAUGUAUAGUUCAGCUUGCAAGGAAGCAUUGACAGCGAAACAAAGGGCAGUGGAACUUCAGCGAUGGAAAUCUGACGAACAAAAGAAAACCAGUGACGCUAAAUUAUCCCAAGAAACAGCACUCGCAGAGAGAGCGAAAAGUAAAGUUGCUAUGGAAGCAGCAGAAGCGAGUAGAAAAAUCGCAGAGUUGGAAGCACAGAAAAGAAUCAGUGCAGAAAUGAAAUCUAACACAGGAGGAGACAGUUUCUUACUCGGUCCGGUUAGGUACCGAAGAUAUAGUAUUGAGGAAAUAGAAGAAGCAACAAAAUACUUUUCAAACUCACUGAAAAUCGGUGAAGGAGGUUAUGGACCGGUCUAUAGGGCUGAACUAAAUCACACUGCAGUUGCAAUAAAAGUGUUGAAACCCGACGCAACUCAAGGACGGUCGCAGUUUCAACAAGAGAUUCAAGUUCUGAGUAACAUAAGACAUCCAAACAUGGUUCUUCUCCUUGGAGCGUGUCCCGAGUUCGGUUGCCUAGUGUAUGAGCACAUGAGUAAUGGAAGCUUGGAUGAUUGUCUCUUUAGGAGAAAUAAUAGUAAAGCACCAGUUCUGCCAUGGCAGCUAAGAUUCCGAAUUGCUGCGGAGAUAGCCACCGGGCUCCUUUUCCUUCAUCAGACUAAACCAGAACCAUUGGUGCACCGUGACUUAAAACCCGGAAAUAUUUUGCUCGACCGGAACUAUGUGAGCAAGAUUAGUGAUGUAGGGUUGGCAAGGCUUGUCCCUCCUUCAGUUGCAGACACGGUGACACAGUAUCGCAUGACAGCAACUGCUGGAACUUUCUGUUACAUUGAUCCGGAGUAUCAGCAAACGGGCAUGCUCGGAACAAAGUCUGAUAUUUACUCACUCGGUAUCAUGCUUCUACAGAUGAUAACAGCAAAGCCACCAAUGGGUUUGAGUCACCAAGUUGCAAAAUCUAUUAAGAGAGGUAAUUUUGGUGAGAUGCUUGAUCCUGCUGUUGAAGAUUGGCCAAUUGAACAUGCUAUGCAUUUUGCAAAGCUUGCUAUUCAGUGUGCUGAAAUGAGAAGAAAAGAUAGACCUGAUCUUGGGAAAGUUGUUUUGCCAGAGCUUAACAAACUCAGAGAUUUUGCUGAUGAAAACAUGCCUAUGAUGAUGAUGUUUGGUGGUGGAGGAUUCAAUCAAAGAAAUAAUAUGUAUUACCGAUCCUCGUUAUCCUCAUCAAGUCAAGACUCAAUGAGUGAUUCCCAGUCAAUGUCUGGAUAUGAAAGCCGAUCAAGCUCAUCUUCAAUGUGA
Messenger RNA from Vicia faba (fava bean), 2349 nucleotides. NCBI's taxonomy places the organism in Eukaryota, Viridiplantae, Streptophyta, Magnoliopsida, Fabales, Fabaceae. The record is from the annotation of a GenBank genome assembly.